Messenger RNA from Ilyonectria robusta, 1131 nucleotides. Its product is annotated as putative extracellular polygalacturonase. The record is from RefSeq and is a predicted model, not a curated record. Bases 1 to 1131 code for a protein of 376 amino acids. The transcript has 5 exons. Gene Ontology annotation, biological process: pectin catabolic process. Gene Ontology annotation, molecular function: polygalacturonase activity. NCBI's taxonomy places the organism in Eukaryota, Fungi, Ascomycota, Sordariomycetes, Hypocreales, Nectriaceae. Gene Ontology annotation, cellular component: extracellular region.
AUGACUAAGAUCUUCCCUCUUCUCCUCGCCGCUCUGGCAGGAUCUGUAAUUGCCAGCCCUGCUGCACCCGUUGUUACUCAGGCUCCUUCUCUCGACAAGCGGGCGGGAGCUACUUGCACCUUCACGGGCACAGCCGGUGCCGCCUCGGCCAGUGCUCAGCAGAAGAAUUGUGCAACCAUUGUUUUGAGCAACGUUGCUGUUCCCUCUGGUACUACUCUUGACCUCAGUGACUUGAACGACAACACUCAUGUCAUCUUCAAGGGAACUACCACCUGGGGCUACAAAGAAUGGGCCGGUCCUCUCCUCCAAAUCGCCGGAACGAGCGUCACCGUUGAAGGUGCCAGUGCUACCUUGGAUGCUGGAGGUGCUCGAUGGUGGGACGGCAAGGGCACUGAUGGAAAGGUCAAGCCCAAGUUCUUCUUUGCUCAUGGCUUGACCUCGUCGGUUAUCAAUAACCUCCACAUCCUGAACACCCCCCUCAUGGCUGUCAGCAUUUCUAACGUCGCUGGCCUGGCCGUUAACAACAUUAUCAUUGACAGUAGCGCCGGUGACUCUGCUGGAGGUCACAACACCGAUGGAUUUGAUAUUGGUGAUAGCUCCAGUGUCACAAUCACCAAUGCCAAGGUGUACAACCAGGAUGACUGCGUUGCUGUCAACUCCGGAACCGAUAUCACCUUCACUGGCGGCCUUUGCUCGGGUGGCCACGGUCUAUCAAUCGGCAGCGUUGGUGGCCGUUCCAACAACGUAGUGAAAAACGUCAAGUUCCUGAGCAGUACAGUUCAGAAAUCUGUUCAAGCCAUCCGAAUCAAGACUGUGUCUGGCGCCACUGGCUCCGUGUCCGGCGUGACCUAUGAUGGCAUCACGAUGUCAGGUAUUUCCAACUACGGAAUAAUCAUCGAGCAGAACUACAGCGGAGGUGACCUUAAGGGCGACGCCACCAGCGGCGUCCCGAUCACCGGUCUCACCAUCUCUAACAUUAUCGGCACCGGCAGUGUUGCUUCCAGUGGCUACAACAUUGUCCUUGUUUGCGGUACCACCGGCUGCUCCAACUGGACUUGGUCCAAGGUCGCUGUUACUGGUGGCAAGUCUUACGGCGGCUGCAAGGCUUAUCCCAGCGUCGCCUCUUGCUAA